Phialemonium atrogriseum is the source of this 2007-nucleotide messenger RNA. Its product is annotated as putative mfs general substrate transporter protein. Bases 261 to 1769 code for a protein of 502 amino acids. Gene Ontology annotation, cellular component: membrane. Lineage: Eukaryota; Fungi; Ascomycota; Sordariomycetes; Cephalothecales; Cephalothecaceae. The transcript is spliced from 3 exons. The record is from RefSeq and is a predicted model, not a curated record. Gene Ontology annotation, biological process: transmembrane transport. Gene Ontology annotation, molecular function: transmembrane transporter activity.
CCCCCUUGGCAAGCAACUAGCAGUAGCGUGCCGUAGAAGGUCGUCUUCCCGUGCCCAAUAACCUUAAGUUAGUGCCGGGAGAUGGAUGCUCCAUCGCUUUCCAGCUGGACUCCCAUCUUUGAUGGAAGCUCCCAUCCAGGCCAAAAGGGAGAGCCGAGACAGCUGAGUUGCCGCUCUUGCGUGUUCUGUUAUAAUCACCCAGCAACUCGACAAUCCAACGAGCGACAUCAACGAGUCAAAUAACCCGCGGACAGCACAGAAUGGAGACAGAAAAGAACCGCCGCCAAUCGGCCGACAUGAACGUCACGGCGGCUGACGUCGACCUGGUAGAAGGCGAGUCUACCAGCAGCAGCGGCGCGCAGGGUUGGGACCCGUUAGUCGAGAAGGCCCUCGUGCGCAAGAUCGACGUGCGCAUCUUCCCCAUCAUGAUCAUCCUCUUCAUCCUCAACUUCAUCGACCGCAACAACUUCGCCAACGCGCGCCUGCGCGGCCUCGAGGAGGACCUCGGCCUGACCGACGUGCAGUACCAGACGUGCAUCUCCAUCCUGCUGGUCGGCUAUGUCUCCAUGCAGGUGCCGUCCAACCUGAUCCUCAACGCCGUCACCCGCCCUAGCUGGUACCUCUGCGCCUGUGUCGCCGUCUGGGGCGUCAUAUCGGCGGCCACAGGCGCCGUCCACAACGCUGUCGGCGCCAUCCUCUGCCGCUUCUUCCUCGGCUGCGUCGAGGCCAGCCUGUUCCCGGGCAGCCUGUACUUCCUGUCGCGCUGGUACACGCGCAAGGAGAUGCAGCUGCGCGUCACCAUUCUCAACGCCGGCAACCUGGCCGCCCAGGCCUUUGGCGGCCUCAUCGCCGCGGGGAUCCUGGGGGACAUGCAGGGCGUGCGCGGGCUCGCCGCCUGGAGGUGGCUGUUCAUCAUCGAGGGUGCCAUCACCGUCGCCAUCGCUGGCAUGGCCGUCUUCGUGCUGCCCGACUACCCGGCCACGACGCGCUGGCUGUCGGGGGAGGAGAAACGGAUUGCGCAAUCCAGGCUGGCGAUUGAUGCGGGCGUGGCGGGCGGUGAUGCCGUCGAGGAAAACAUCACCGCCAUGCAGGGGCUGCUCAUGGCGGUCAAGGAUGUCAAGGUGUGGUUGCUGGGACUCACCUACCACGCGACUAUCAUGGGAUUGAGUUUCUCCUUUUUCUUCCCGACCAUCACGCAGGCCCUCAACUAUGACAGGACAACCACGCUCCUGCUCACCGCACCUCCCUGGAUUUGGGCCAUUCUCGUAUCGCUCCCAAAUGCCUGGCACGCAGACCGCACAGGAGAGCGCUUCUUCCACUACCUGGGCCCCGCCGUCAUUUGCAUCGUGGGAUACAUCAUCUCCGCGACGACCACGACUGUGGCCCCGCGGUAUAUCUCUAUGUUCAUGAUGACAACCGGCUACGCCUCAGGCUUCGUCAUGCUCGCCUGGAUCUCCAACACAAUCCCCCGCCCGGCCGCCAAGAAGGCGGCUGCCAUCGCUAUCGUCAACGCCAUGGGCAACAUCGGCAGCAUCCCGGGCUCGUAUAUCUGGCCCGCCAAGUACGGCCCGCUGUACGUCAAGUCGUUUGGCGCCCAGAUCGCCAUCCUCGGCUUCGCGUGCGUGUGCGCACUCGUGCUGCGGUUCUACCUCGCCGCGCAGAACAGGAAGUUGGAUAGGGAGGAGGGAUUCUCGGUGGUUGGCGGGGAGGAUGGCGAAAAGAAGGGUGAUGCGCCGAGGGUGGGGAGGGGGUUUAGGUAUCUUUACUAAUGCGGCGGUGGGUGUUGGGCGGUUGGUCGUCGUGAAAGGUUGCUCGCCGUGGAAGGUUGGCUGUUGUUUUCGUCGGGUUGACGAGUUGGGAUUGAAUGUUGGAAGAUUGUCAACGGAACCCAAUCCAGUUUAAUUUCUAAUGACCUUUCUAGGAGUAGCCUACAGAUGAUGAGUCUAAUAUCGUGUAUCCUAGUUGAACAAUGCUCAAAGUGCUAUGAGGCAAGUUGAUGAUCAUCAA